Molecule: messenger RNA, 703 nt
Organism: Periophthalmus magnuspinnatus
Lineage: Eukaryota; Metazoa; Chordata; Actinopteri; Gobiiformes; Gobiidae
Product: ubiquinol-cytochrome-c reductase complex assembly factor 6
Exons: 3
Coding region: 131-358 (75 amino acids)
Biological process (GO): mitochondrial respiratory chain complex III assembly
Cellular component (GO): mitochondrion
Source: RefSeq, a predicted model, not a curated record
UGCGUGCAGCUGACAGUGGCGUGGAGCAGUUCACCUUCCGUAGAGAUGACAUAAACAAGCUUCACUCCUGGUCAGUUCUAACUGGUUCUCCUCAUUGUUUCUUCUUCCUGAUUGACUCUCCUGUUUAAAGAUGCCCGCUGGAGUAUCCUGGCCUCGGUACAUGAGGAUGUUUGUGGCCAGUGUUCUGUCCAUGUUUGCUGGAGCUCAGGUAGUGCAUCAGUACUACCUCCCAGACCUGAGUGUUCCCGAGAUUCCUCCUAAACCUGGAGAGCUACGAACAGAACUGAGAGGGUACAAACUGAGAGAGGAGGCCCGAGCUGCUCUGGAGAAGAUCAAAAAUGAACAAAAACUGGAUUAAAAAAAGACUUAAACUCCACAGAACUGUGAUGGAACCAGUGACAGAACAGGACAGAUACAAAUACAGCUCGGCUUUGGUUCUGUCAACAAUGAAUUUAAGCAAAGAAACUUAUAAUUUGAUUGUGAUGGCCCACAAUACUGUUGAGAGACAAAACAAUAUCAUGUUAUUUUGAUUAUUGUUACAUCCCUAGUCAUGAACUAAACAAAGCUAAACUAAAUAUAUGGAUUUAAAUGGACUUGAACAAACCCCAGAGUCCUAUUGUUUACACUGAGAGUCAACUGCUGCAGAGAUGGGACAAUACACUGUGUAAGUGUUUAUGUGAACCUACCCACAGUAUCAUGAGGG